This is a messenger RNA of Brienomyrus brachyistius, 2000 nucleotides long. Its product is annotated as ankyrin repeat domain-containing protein 60-like. The record is from RefSeq and is a predicted model, not a curated record. NCBI's taxonomy places the organism in Eukaryota, Metazoa, Chordata, Actinopteri, Osteoglossiformes, Mormyridae. The coding region runs from base 58 to 1059 and encodes 333 amino acids. Gene Ontology annotation, molecular function: protein binding. The transcript has 4 exons.
AGUGACCGCGUUGGUCCACCAUGGCUACGGGCUUGGUUGUCAUUGCAAACAGCGAAAAUGGUUUUAACUAAAACAAAUGCGUCAUUCAGGGUCCAUAUGAGAAAAUUACCUUCGCGAAAACCAAAAGCUUCGGGUGUGACGGACCGCACCAGCAAAAAGUUAGAGUAUAGCGUUCAGGUCAGCUUGCGGGACACUGGCGAAUUAUUCACAGUGCAUAAAUGUCGGGGUCGUACGAAGAUCUGCGAACUGAAGACGGCGCUGGAGUUAAUAGCCGGGAUACCUUCAGACUGUCAGAGACUCAGCUACCUGGACCAAGGUGAUUUGGUAGAUGAAUCUACGUUCAACUUUAAUGGCAUCAUUGCCAGGAGUAUCAUCACCAUGAUGAUUUGGCCAUACAAUGGUUUGCCAGCCCUGGUGAGAGCCGCUGUUUCUGGUGACAUUUGCAAGUUGAUGAGCAUCCUGGGCAGGUCGGACUCCGCUGGUUCUUCUCAGCCGCUUGGCACCAGCCUGCCAUCGCCCUGGCCCUCUCACAGACUCUUCCCUGCCCUCUUUGUCAGCACCCAUCGUGGGAAGAAGGCAGCGGUGCAGUUCCUCAUAGCAAAUGGUGCGUGUGUGAAAUCCCAGACUCCCCAGGGGCGGACUGCCUUGCACGCGGCUGCAUACCAGGGCUGCACUGAGUGCAUCGACAUUCUGGUGGCCGCUGGUGCACCGGUGCAUGUGCGGGAUCUCGGUGGCGUAGCACCCAUCGAUGCCGCCCGGCAUGCGGGUCACCAGACGAGUGUGCGGCUGCUGUCCCUGUCCCGCUGGCAGGAGCGGACGGCGGAGGCGCGACCCAGGUUCCACCUGGAUCCCUCAGAGCUGUUUGCCCACCAGCACUUCUGCUCGAACCUGCGGACGUGCCUCUGCGGACCCCAGGCUCAGCGGUACAUGGCUCAGAUGCGGAGCAGGGGCCGAGAGCCCAGGUCCCAGCUGUGCCCAGUUGUCUCCCAACAUGGCAAGCGGCACAGGCUGCAUCAACAGCACAGCCAUCUGUGCGAGGAGCUCCGUGCUACACAAUAACAUGUACAUGUCUAGCAGAUGCUUUUGAUCAAAGUAAUGCACAAAAGAAGUAGAUCGCACAAACAUAGAUCAUUUCAAGGAGUCAACUGGGCAUAAGUGCAGCUAGGCUGAGCUUCCAAUGAAUGCGCAGGAGCAAGCAGCAUAGGAGGGAGAGCUGCACGGCAUCUUCCAAACAAAGCAAGAGCCUAAUGAGAUUAUCGAACGCCCAGAAUUGCAACCUAAUAUUCAAAGAAGGUAAAGAAACAUCAGGCCGGUACUAAAUUUCAUAGAACAGAUGGAUCUUGAAGUAUUUCUUGAAGGUGGAGAAGUGGAGAUGCGAUUGGAUGACGAGAUGUGGUUUGGCAGCUUAUUCCACCUUCCACGAAUCACAGAAGAGCGAGUCAAUAAAUUAACCCCUUAUCCCCCUUUCCUGACUAUUUCAGAAACGUUCUUUCUCAGGUCUCCAGGAAGUUAUUUUCAUCGUAUCAUGGUGCGUUGCUUUUCGAGAGCCCUUAUCCAACUCCACAUUGCUGGAAUGGUUCUGUUUGAUGAUGUGUAGAUCUCAAAGGCUGGCAGUAUUCCAGUUUGGGUGUGUCUCCUUUAAUCUGUUAUCAUUUGGAUUUGGUUCAUUGAUUGACUGAGUGACUAGAUAACUAGAUAACUGUCGCAUGAGUGAUAGUGGGUGUUGGUGAUUUUUUUUCCCCUUCAUUGAAUCAAAUGGUCAUUUAAAAAUUGUGCUGUAUUUACUCCUUUGGAUUAUGGGUAAUUUGUUUGGAGAUCCAGACGAUUAAACGUUAUUGAUAAGAAUUUAUAGAGUAUGUUUCGUAAUCUGGGAACAGUGUCCACACUGAAUCAUACAGUAUGACCAUCGUCAACAUAUGGCGACGUAAAAACGUCACUUUGUUUAGAAACUGUUCUUCCUAUUCAGGAAUGAGGUAUUUAAUAAAAGAUCUGCCCAGUUA